Messenger RNA from Tyto alba (common barn owl), 1508 nucleotides. It is a transcript of the gene LYVE1, whose product is annotated as lymphatic vessel endothelial hyaluronan receptor 1. Gene Ontology annotation, cellular component: plasma membrane. The coding region runs from base 174 to 1118 and encodes 314 amino acids. Gene Ontology annotation, biological process: cell adhesion. Gene Ontology annotation, molecular function: hyaluronic acid binding; transmembrane signaling receptor activity. The transcript has 6 exons. The record is from RefSeq and is a predicted model, not a curated record. NCBI's taxonomy places the organism in Eukaryota, Metazoa, Chordata, Aves, Strigiformes, Tytonidae.
GUGGGACAGUCAACACAUUUGCUCUGACAUUCUUUCUAUGAAGCAGUGCAGUGACAACUGAAGUUGCUUUCAAGAAAUCAUCUCAAAGCUUGUCUGACAGUAUCCAGUACCUUAACUUUUCCUAGCACGGGAGAAAAUCACCUUGAAUUUCUUAGUUUUCCAAGUUGGUGACAAUGGCAACUUAUUUUGGAGUCACCUCAGCAGUGUUUUUCAUCUGGGUUAUGACAUUCAUGGCUCAAAAUUACUUUAUAACAGGUUCCAUUCUUUCACCUUGCAGGAUCACAGGUGUAGGAAUUUACCUUGAGGAGAAAGUGAAUUUCUCAGAAGCAAGUAAUGCAUGUAAUCAACUGAAUCUACAGUUGGCAAGUAAAGACCAAGUUGAAAAGGCUUUGAAACAUGGCUUUGAAACAUGCAGCUAUGGAUGGGUGAAAGAUGGAUUCGUGGUCAUUCCUCGGAUAACAUCCAACAAUAAAUGUGGUAAAGGCAACGUUGGACUAGUGCUAUGGUAUGCCGAACUCUUUAAAACAUUUAAGGUUUACUGCUUCAAUUCCUCAGAUGUUCAGAUUAAUUCAUGUAAACCAGAUCCAACAACAACAAUACUACCUUCAAGUACACCAACUGACUUGACUGCAUAUUCAGGUUCUGUUUUGACUGAGAACAUCACAGCAGUGCCCAAUCUGAUUGAGUCAGAAAAAUCCCUGAAAAAUAUAAGAUUUCGUGUAAUAUGUAUAACUGAAACUAUAUUACCGACAGAGGGAACUACUACAAAAAUGCCAGAGGAAUACUCACCAACUGACUCUCCUAACUACAUUUCCCAUGCUGCCUUUAAGAAUGAUGCCAGUGUCUUUGGAGGUAUCCCCAUUGCACUUCUCGUACUGGCAGUCAUCUUCUUCAUUAUUUCAGUUGUUCUAGCAGUCUGCUAUAUCAAAAAGUAUAAGAAAACCUUCCCAUUUUCAAAUAAGAAUCAGCAAAAAGAAAUGGUUGAAACCACUGCUCUCAAAGAGGCUAAGUCAAAUGACAAAACACCUGAGAAGGAAACAAAGAAUAAUGGAAAAAAGGUAGAAGAGUCUAAAACCAAGCCUGAGGCCACGGUAAAAUGUCUAGAAGCAGAAGUUUAAGGGGAAGAAUGUACAUUUCUUGAUAGAAAUAUAAAAUAAAGCACACAGAACUUAGCAGUGCUUUUAAACAUGGGUGAUUGUAAAUACUCAUGAAUUAAUAUUUUCUCUAUCUUAACAUAUGAAAAUUUGUUUUUUUUAAUAAUUACAUUUUUAGCUAUAAAUACUCCUGCAGAAGAAUAUGGUAUCUUAUUUACUUGAAAUAAAUAAAAAAUCCAUAUUACAGCUCAUUUAUCAUCUCUAAUAAAAAAGUAUUGGGAAUAUGCUAUUAACAACAUGCAGUGUGUUAACUAUUUGCACAGAAUUCAGAUCAAUAUAUAAUGAAAAGAGUUUUCUUAUCUGGUUGGAGGAUGUCUGCUAACUUAAUGUCUAAAAUAAAAUGAUGAUACUGGA